CAGCAUCCUCACGGAGAAAAGACCAAGUGCGCUCAAAACAGAAGCCACAGCUCCUGCUGCCGCAUUUCCUCCCCAGCUUGCGAAUCCCACACCGAACAAGAUGUGCAAAGGACUUGCAGGUCUGCCGGCUUCUUGCUUGAGGAGUGCAAAAGAUAUGAAGCAUCGGCUAGGUUUCCUGCUGCAGAAGUCUGAUUCCUGUGAACAUAAUUCUUCCCACAGCAAGAGGGACAAAGUGGUAGUUUGUCAGAGGGUGAGCCAAGAGGAAGUCAAAAAAUGGGCUGAAUCACUGGAAAACCUGAUUAGCCAUGAAUGUGGUCUGGCAGCUUUCAAAGCUUUCUUGAAGUCUGAAUACAGUGAAGAGAACAUCGACUUCUGGAUUAGCUGCGAAGAGUACAAGAAAAUCAAAUCCCCCUCUAAACUAAGUCCCAAGGCCAAAAAGAUCUAUAAUGAAUUCAUCUCAGUCCAGGCAACCAAAGAGGUAAACCUGGAUUCCUGCACCAGGGAGGAGACAAGCCGGAACAUGCUAGAGCCCACGAUAACCUGCUUUGAUGAGGCCCAGAAGAGGAUCUUCAACCUGAUGGAAAAGGAUUCAUACCGCCGCUUCCUCAAGUCUCGAUUCUAUCUUGACUUGGCCAACUCUUCCAGCGCUGGGUCAGAGAAGCAGAAAGGAGCCAAGAGUUCUGCAGACUGUCCCUCCCUGGUCCCCCAGUGUGCCUGAUUCCCACAGGGUGCUGGGGGGCCGAGAUGCCAAGACUCUAUGCCUGGAACCCCUGAGGCCAAAUAUUGAUCUGUAUUAAGCACCAGGGCUUUAUCCACAUUGUAGCUUAGUGUUCAUGCUGCCUGCCAUGUGUGAGUCACUCCCGUGUAAGAAGUAGAUCUAGUUUUGGUGUUCAGGUGUUCAUUAGGGCAGGACCUCAUUCCAGUCCAGCUUUCCCAGUAUUCCUUAGGGUUCCACAUGAGCAAGUAUCCAAAGAAUGGUUUUAUAAGGGUGGCUUCCCAAAGACUGUUGCAGUUCUCUCCUCCCAACGGCUUGACCUCAGGUUGGUUGGUUGGUACAUUGCAUGUGACAUCCACAAACACAUGU
Messenger RNA from Neomonachus schauinslandi (Hawaiian monk seal), 1084 nucleotides. It is a transcript of the gene RGS4, whose product is annotated as regulator of G protein signaling 4. Bases 101 to 718 code for a protein of 205 amino acids. The record is from RefSeq and is a predicted model, not a curated record. The transcript has 5 exons. Lineage: Eukaryota; Metazoa; Chordata; Mammalia; Carnivora; Phocidae.